Morchella importuna is the source of this 849-nucleotide messenger RNA. RefSeq lists its product as uncharacterized. Gene Ontology annotation, molecular function: coenzyme A diphosphatase activity; acetyl-CoA hydrolase activity. Lineage: Eukaryota; Fungi; Ascomycota; Pezizomycetes; Pezizales; Morchellaceae. Bases 1 to 849 code for a protein of 282 amino acids. The transcript has 4 exons. Gene Ontology annotation, biological process: coenzyme A catabolic process. The record is from RefSeq and is a predicted model, not a curated record.
AUGACCGCUCUAUCCCCUGCCUCCGCGCAAGCCAUCGCCAACCUCCGCAACUAUGCAGCUCCCCUAACCAACAUCUACACCGCCCUCCCCCUCACCCGCCGCGCCGCUGUCCUCCUCCUCCUCUUCGCCGACCGCCGCGGCGACCUCAGAGUCGUGCUCACCGUGCGCAGCGCCAAACUCAAGAGCUUCGCCGGCCACGUCGCAUUCCCUGGAGGCAAAGCCGACGCCGGCGAAAGCGCAUUCCACACCGCGCGGCGCGAAGCCUUCGAAGAGAUUGGUCUCCCGCUGGACUCGCGCGCCUUCACAGUCGAGCACCUCACUGAGCUUCCGCACUCGCUGGCCGUCACGAACCUGGGCGUGCGCCCGUGUGUCGCCUUCCUGCACUGGGACCGCCGGAGCAACGUCGAGGAGGCGCUGGUCCCGCGCGUCGACGAGAAGGAGGUGGCAAAGGUGUUUACGGUGCCGCUGGAGCGCUUCCUGGGCGUGCGGUACGGCGUUGAUCCCGCGCGCGGGGUGGACCCGGAGGUGACGGACGGCGUGGGGUGGUAUCAGGGGAGCUGGGUGCCGUGGAAUGGGAACAAGUGGAAAAUGCACGAGUUCCAAGCACCAGUCUGGGACGCCGCCACCCUCACGCGCUACCGCGUCUGGGGCAUGACGGCGCGCAUCUUGGUGGACGCUGCGCGCAUCGCGUAUGGGCGCGACCCCGAGUUUAGCUUUGUGCAGCAGGUGGGCGACGAGGACAUGAUCCGAGAGCUGCUGGAGGAGGGCGAGCUGAGCAAGCCGAAGGAGAAGGUUGAGAGCAGCAUGAUAUAUAACAAGGCCGAGAGGAAGAGUAAGGAGAAGUUGUAA